GUGCGCACAGCAAACCCGCGCACUUACGUAAGGACAUCCAUGGUAUCCAAGCUUGUAACUAUGAACCUCCUCUUAAACAACAUGGCGCAUGUGUACAGCUGCACUGCAAAUAUAGACGAUACAUCCAGUUAGGUGGAAAAUAAGUAAUUUAUGCUCAGCUAGCACCUAAACUAGACUUCGGCGACACUAUCUGAUGCAGACGCUCGUGCCUGUUUACUUGGACAGGCAUCCGUCUCUGCGCGCUUUGACAACUUUGCGCGAGCUCACCUGUUUACCAUGAAGACGAGAAAGCCUUUUAGGUCCUGAACCGUUACUUAGUUUCAGAUUGAAUGUUUUGUUACUGCGGGUACCGUGUAUGCGGGUAUUGUGAGGUCUUUUAACUUGUUUUAGUUAAGAAAAAAUUAAAAAGCUAUGUGACUGCGACCUAAACCAGACUUCAACGGAUGAAGAAAUGUUACUCAACGUUAUGAGAGAAAACAACACACAACUGCACCAGGGGGAAAGGGAGAGAGAUAGACUCCCUCCAAUUUCAAAUAAUUCCACCUCUGUGAGUAUUACAUGUUUUUCAAUGUUUCUAAUUAAAUUAAAUAUGACAAAUAAAUGUUUCCAUGUUCAAUUAACAAAUAAAUAAAAUAAAAUUCUGUUUUUUUAAAAUAAUUUUCAUGUGUGAUCAAUGUCAUACAAUUAAUUCUUAAAAUGUAAAAAUAAAAUAAAAUAAAGGUUUAGAAAAAGGUUUAGAUUUAGAAUGUGUUUUUUUUUCCCAAUGCAUAAUGGUAACAUACUAACAUUACCAUUUCAAUUAUCUCAGAGCUUGUCUUUUUGGGGAAAUGUGUUAAUGUUCAGACUAAGGGUGGAACCUUUUGGACAGCUCUUCCUAACCCUAUUAUGCUAUAAAACAGCAUAGCAGCUCUGUGAGUAAUGAGUGCUAAUAUGCGGUGUUGGGGAAGCUACUCAGAAAAUAGUUCACCAAGCUACCAAUUACUUCACACUGCAUGAAAGAAGUUAAGCUAUACCAAAGCUACCCUUCAGAAAAAUAUAGUUUACUUAAUUAAAGUUACUAUGAAAAAGUAGUUCACUACAUCCAAACUACUUUGUGAAAAAUGAUCAUAUCAUAUAAAUCUAAAAUGUCAUAGAAAACUAAUUGCACAAACAGAUCACUCUGGAGUUAACAGAAUGUGUAUUUUAGCUUUUUAAGUUUCAAGUGAGAAUUAGCCAGGUCUGAUGUCGAAAAAUAAAAUAAAUUAUUGCCUACUGGCACCCAUAUUUUCUUUCUAUUUAGCAAAAAAAAAACUAGUGUGUAGUUCCAGUAGUCAGCUACACCGCUACAUGGCAAAAAAAGUUAUUAACUACUGAAAACACUACCAAUAUUUGAAUUUAGUUCAACUACUACCAAGCUACUGCAAAAUGUUGUUCAUUACUAGUUGAACUACAUGUAGUUCACUACUCCCCAACACAUUAUCACUGAAACAAAGCCUGUACUGUCAUAGUUCUGAUCUAUACUGUUAAAAUUAUAAUUAAAUCCAGGACCUAAUGUCAAUUUUUGGACAUCCAAGACUCCAUGAUGUCUGUAAUAUGAAUUCUGUUUUUUUGUCAUAGGGUACUGAUCGUGGACCAAAGCUGCCAUAUCCGUCCCUCAGUUUCAUCUCAAACCACAAAAAGGAGGCUGGUAGCCACGGCCUCUCCUCCCAGUUUAUCCUUCCUGGCAUACGGCAUGGUAGGUCCCGUCAUGGUAACCCUAAUGUACACAUUACUUCAUUCAAGAGUCAGUCUUUUGUAAACUGAGAUUGUGAAGCUCAUAGUGAACCUAUAUCAAAGUGCAGGCAUGAAGCACUUACUCAAGUUUGAUCCCAAUAGCAUAUUCAACAUGAGCUAUCAGUAUGGCUACCUAACACAUUUUUGAUAUUCUUACCUUCAGGUACAGGGUGUCUAACAAAGCUGAUUUGAUGAACAGAUAUUGUCUGUGGCAUCAAUCAUCUCUAAUUGAUAAACAGUACCCUCCUGGGACAGACUGCACCUUUGCUGAGUAUGAACAAAGUUUUCAAGAGGAACACAUUGAGACUUAGAAAUAUAACUGAGAGGUUUACAAGGAAAUCAUUUUCACAGCGCUCACAAAAGAAAGGCUUGUUUCAAUUUCAAAGUGACCCAUACAGGCUGCUUUGAAAUCAUGAACAAUACACCAGGCAGAUGUGUUGUCGUGGCUUCCUAUUCUUGAGAUCAAAGAUGUUGGAGGAGACUUGAGGAUCAAUGAUUGAUGCAGAUGAGGGAGACAAAGGGCCAUUCAGAGCUGCUCAUCCUUUACAGGGAGAACUUGUUCUGGGUGAAAUGAGCACAACUGUUGUGUUUUCAAAAUACAAGAUGUUAAUAUGUUGUUGUCACUUAUACUUGUAAAUAUGGAGAGUUCAUUGACCCAUGCAAAACAAUUUUUUUAUGCAGGUUUCCUCUAAUGGCUCAAAAAGUCCAAGGUUGCAAGUCUGUCCAUCUUGUUAUAUAAAAGUUAACUGAGAUAGUUAAACUAUAAUAUUGUGGAUUAGAGCACCUGGUUUUAUACACCUUAUACACUGGUACCUUGCCAGUAAGUAGAGUUCAUAUUAAUUACCGCCUUCAUUUUAAUUAGGAAUUGGUUAAUAUAAAAUAGUAUUUUCUAGGAUGGUAUAUUUAUGUGUGAGUAUUUGUGUGUUUUUAUAUGUGGUUACAUGUGUUUUUAUUCCACCUGCAGGUAGAGAUCUUCCCCCCAUCUGUCCUGAUGUCAGACAGAAGCAUCAACAUCGCAUCACCAUUGACAUUUUGCCUCCUGAGGUCAGGGCUCGCUUUGCCUCCGACCCUGUUAUCCCCCUCCGCACCAAGACUGCCAAAGAGUUUCAGUAAGUGCACGCACGCACGCACGCACGCACGCACGCACGCACGCACGCACGCACGCACGCACGCACGCACGCACGCACGCACGCACGCACGCACGCACGCACACACACACACACACACACACACACACACACACACACACACACACACACACACACACACACUGUGUCAUCAUUAUCAUCAGUAUUAUACUCAAACAGAAACAUCUCUUAAUAUUCAUCUAACUUCUACUAGGGAGGACAUUGAGAAGGCAACAGUCUCCGGCGAUUGGAAACACGUCCAUGAUUUCUACUUGACCACGUUUGACUCUUUUUUGGAACUGAAUGCUGCCUUUAAGGUGGGUGAUCCUGAUUGUGCCAUAUCCAAUCCUGCGGUUUCAUAUUUGUAUCGUCAGUCAAGCCAGUGCUAGUUAUACAGAAUGUUUUUAAAUGACUUAUUACAUUAUAUCAAUUAUUUUGUAUGGAUAAGUGUGAUGGUAAAAUUGCUAAAGUAACAGUGUUAAUUUUGAAAUAUGACUGAUCAAUGCAAAUUAAAGGUGACCAUUGUUUUAGUGUUUAAAGUCGGUGAAUAGAGUCUUUCUGGGAGCCAGGAAAAGGGGAAUUUGGAGAGUUGUUUUUGAGUCUGUAAAUGAAUGAAUGAAGUCAUUCAGAAGGUUGUAAAAAAAAAAAAAGAGCACCUGUGUGUGGUUUCCAUGGAGAGUUUUAUACAUGAGAGCAGAACCUAUAAGAGAACGUAUGGUCAUAUAUGGCAAGGAACAGUUGGGUAAAUGUUUAGCACAUGUGAUGGUCGGUCUGCAUGACUUCCUAGAGAUGAUGGAGCUUAUUAGAAGCAAGAGGGUCUAGGAUAUUUCAUAACAAAGUCUAAUAUGGAGUGUUAGCCUUCUCCCAAAGUACAUGCAUAGAAAAAAAGGUGCUAUCUAGAACCUAAAACAGUUAUUUGGCUGUCCCCAUAGGAUAACCCUUUGAAGAACCCUUGUUGGUUCCAGGUAGAACCCUUUCCACAGAGGGUUCUACAUGGAACCCAAAAUGGUUCUACCUGGAACCAAAAAGGGUUUGACCUGGAACCAAAAAGGGUUAUCCUAUGGGCACAGCCGGAAAAAAAACCUUUUGAAACCCUUUUUUUAAGAGUGUAAACCAGACUUGAACUGAGCGAAUCACCAAUAAAAUUAGACUAAACUAGUGUUAGUCCUAAUCUGAAAGUGUUCUUCAUUUCUCUUUUCAGAAAGAAGCAAACGCUCCAUUCAACACGAUUGAAGACUCAGGAAUCAAUACCAAAUUCAUCAAUGCUGUCUAUGACACAUUAUUGCUCACGGUAUGUAGAAUGAUAGAGCAACAAAUAGCCAUGUUUAUAUUAGGUUGUUGAAAUGAAAACCUCUCACUAACAUUGAUCCAACAUUGAUUCAACAGCCUCCUGAUACCCAGAGAGCAGUGCUGAAGGGGAUCAUUAACAGCUUGUUAAGAGAAUGGAAGGGGUGAGUGCUCUUAUAUUUUCAUUCAAAUCAAACAAUUCCUAUCUACAUAGUAAAGCUCUAUACUUUGUGACUUGAAUAUUAAUGCAAACGUUACAUACUGGAUGAGAAAUGAAAUUAACUUCAUAUUGUCUGCUUUAUUUUGCAGUCGACGGACGAAGGAUGACCUGAGAGCGUAUUUCAUUCUAGUUCAGGUAACCUCAUCAAUCAAUCAAUCAAAUGUUAUGUAUAAAGCCCUUUUUACAUCAGCAGAUGUCACAAAGUGCUAUACAGAAACCCAGCCUAAAACCCCAAACAGCAAGCAAUGCAGAUGUAGAAGCACGGUGGUUAGGAAAAACUCCCUAGAAAGGCAGAAACCUAGGAAGAAACCUAGAGAAGAACCAGGCUCUGAGGGGUGGCCAGUCCCCUUCUGGCUGUGCCGGGUGGAGAUUAUAAUAGUGGCCAUUAAGGCCAGAUUUUUCUCCAAGAUGUUCAAACAUUCAUAGAUGACCAGCAGGGUCAAAUAAUAAUCACAGUGGUUGUAGAGGUUGCAACAGGUCAGUACAUCAGGAGUAAAUGUCACUUGGCUUUUCAUAGCCGGGCAUUUAGAGGUUGAAAUAGCAGGUGCGGUAGAGAGAGAGAGAGUUGAAAACAGCAGCUCUCGGACAAGGUAGCACGUCCGGUGAACAGGUUAGUGUUCCAUAGCCGCAGGCAGAAGAGUGGAAACUGGAGCAGUAGCACGACCAGGUGGACUGGGGACAGCAAGGAGUCAUCAGGCCAGGUAGUCCUGAUGCAUGGUCCUAGGGCUCAGGUCCUCUGGGAGUGGAGAAAUUACGAACAGAUUUGGCCAAGGUGCUCUUUUGACCGCUAAUACUUAAUUCCAUGCUAUAAAUAGCAAACCCUUUCAUUACGUAACAAGAGAACAUUGUGUACUUUCCAGUAACAACGGCAAUUUCCUCAUUAGAAGUGAGACAGUUUCUGCAUGCAAAUGUAUGCAUUACGCAGGAACACGCACGCAUGUGCUCCACAGCCAUCUUACAAAAUGAAUUUUUGUUUUGGGGCCUCAGUAUGUUAAACACAGCAGCCAUCAGUCUAAAGUCAAAUCAGAAACACAGGAAACUCUUGAUCUGCUACCUCGCCACAUGGCCCAUUGACUCCAGUCAUAGCCCAGGCAGUUAGUCAGUCUCAGUCAGGCUCUGGAUAUAAUGAGAGCACAGUGUUUACUUCACACAUGAGCAACAGACUAGAGGCAGGCUUGGCACCAGCCAAAUAUGGACACGACUAUUAGACACAGAGUCUGGUAAAGACUUGGGAGACAGACUGGGAAAUGGUUGAAUAGAACUGGGAGGAUUUCUGUCUGCUAAAAAGUGAGACUUUGGUUGGAGACUUCUGGUUUCUAUCCCAUUCAUGGUUUUAUUAUUGUUUCAGAUGUUUUAUGGGGUUUAUAGGGCAGUAAAUUAAAAAGCACUUCUUCUAUCGCUUUCUUGCCAACAACUUUUUGUGGCUAUUGAGCCUCUACAGUUCUUUCUUUCAUCCAAAUUUAGUGUAUGAUGACAUACAUUCGUCUUUGGGCUGUUGAUAGGCUCUCUGACCAAUAUUUCGGUGGCGGAUCCUGUGAAAUUGAAAGGCACAAGGCAAUUAUUGGGAUUAUAUCCCAAUUGGCACCCUAUUUCCUAUAUAGUGCACUACUUUUGACCAGGGCCCCAUUUGGGAAGUAGCCUAAGUAGAUGUGUCUGUCCGACUUGGUUGAUGUCAGUCAGCCCCUGGUAAUACAAGUGGUAUUAUUCUCCCUCUCUCUCUCUCUCUCUCUCUCUCUCUCUCUCUCUCUCUCUCUCUCUCUCUCUCUCUCUCUCUCUCUCUCUCUCUCUCUCUCUCUCUCUGCCAAGGGAACGGAUGAGGUCAUGUUUGGAAUGGAAAAGUCUGGUUUCCUCUGUAAUGCCAGUCUUUAUUAAAAGCCAGACUUCUUCAGCUGCUGCUCCAAAUGAAAAGCUAUAUUUCCUUUUUGAAGUGCACUGCCACUGCUGAAAAAGCUCCUCUUUGUUGCAGAACCCUCAGUGCACCAGCCCAGCCACAUAUGUCAUCUAUGCACACUUACUGAGGCAAAUAGCCGCGUUGGCUGAAGCAGACCACUAUUUCCUGAUGCACUGGUUUAAGAAGUAAGAGUCUGAAUUGUUCCUCUGCGUUAUAUAUAUAUUUUCAAGCCAGUAUAGUUGUUAUCCCCAAAGUAAACACAGUCCUAAGAAAGAAACCUUUGUUGUUAUUCUUUAUCCAGGAAAGUUAAAUCAAUAACGUUAAAAAUACGUUUUCGAAAUUGUUUUAGUAACAGUUGGUAGAGAUUGAGCAGUCAUACUGUAGCUUUCAAACCAAGACAAUCUAUUUUGACAGUUAAAAUGUAUUCCUUGCCAUGUACUCAGUGUUUUCGAUUAUAUAAUUCUGAUGAUGAUGGUGAUCAUGAUAAUGCCUUGAUUUUUUAUGAUGAUUAUCUAACUCGUGUCCUCCUCUCCCAGGCUGUCCCAGAAGCGGUUCAAACAGCUGGUGGAGCGGCUCCACCUCUUCAUCUCCACCCGUUUGUUCCCUGCCAAGCCUGAGGAGCUGCCCCCCAUGGCCAAGUGCUCCUGGUGGAUCCCCUCCGCCACCAAGGUCCUCUCCCUCCUCAGUGAGUAGGACGUCUUCUAUAUCCACCCCUACAGGGAGCUGAGGUAAUGGGGGGUUGUGAUGGAUUGAACUACACUUUCUACAGACAUUGAAUUCUGCUGUCCAUAUACAGUGCAUUCGGAAAGUAUUCAGACCCCUUGACUUUUUCCAAAUUUUGUUACGUUACAGCCUUAUUCUAAAAUUGAUUAAAUAAAUGUUUUCCUCAUCAAUCUACACACAAUACCCCAUAAUGACUAAGAGAAAACAGGUUUUUAGAAACAGAAAUUACUUAUUUACAUAAGUAUUCAGACCCUUUGCUAUGAGACUCGAAAUUGAGGUCAGCUGCCAUGAGGUCAAAUGAAUUUUCCAUAGAGUUCUGAGACAGGAUUGUGUCGAGGCACAGAUCUGGGGAAGGGUACCACAACAUUUCUGCAGCAUUGAAGGUCCUCAAGAACACAGUGGCCUCCAUCAUUCUUAAAUGGAAGAAGUUUGGAACCACCAAGACUCUUCCUAGAGCUGGCUGCCCGGCCAAACUGAGCAAUCGGGGGAGAAGGGCCUUGGUCAGGGAGGUGACCAAGAACCCGAUGGUCACUCUGACGGAGCUCUAGAGUUCCUCUGUGGAGAUGUCAGAACCUUCCAGAAGGACAACCAUCUCUGCAGCACUCCACCAAUCAGGCCUUUAUGGUAGAGUGGCCAGACGGAAGCCACUCCUCAGUAAAAGGCACAUGACAGCCCACUUGGAGUUUGCCAAAAGGCAGCUAAAGGACUCUCAGACCAUGAAAAACAAGAUUCUCUAGUCUGAUGAAACCACGAUUGAACUCUUUGGCCUGAAUGCCAAGCGUCAUGUCUGGUGGAAACCUGGCAACAUCCCUACGGUGAAGCAUGGUGGUGGCAGCAUCAUGCUGUGGGGAUGUUUUUCAGUGGGAGACUAGUCAGGAUCAAGGGAAAGAUGAACGGAGCAAAGUACAGAGAUCCUUGAUGAAAACAUGCUCCAGAGAGCUCAGGACCUCAGACUGGGGCGAAGGUUCACCUUCCAACAGGACAACGACCCUAAGCACACAGCCAAGACAACGCAGGAGUGGCUUCGGGACAAGUCUCUGAAAUGUCCUUGAGUGACCCACCCAGACCCCGGACUUGAACCCGAUCUAACAUCUCUGGAGAGACCUGAAAAUAGCUGUGCAGCGACGCUCCCCAUCCAACCUGACAGAGCUUGAGAGGAUCUGCAGAGAAGAAUGGGAGAAACUCCCCAAAUACAUGUGUGCCAAGCUUGUAGCGUCAUACCCAAGAAGACUUGAGGCUGUAAUCACUGCCAAAGGUGCUUCAACAAUGUACUGAGUAAAGGGUCUGAAUACUUGUGUAAAUGUGAUAUUUCAGUUUUUUAUUUUUAAUAUAUUUGCAACAAUUUCUAAAAAACAGUUUUUGCUUUGUCAUUAUGGAGUAUUGUGUGUAGAUUGAUGAGGGAAAAAAACAAUUUAAUCAAUUUUAGAAUAAGGCUGUAACGUAACAAAAUGUGGAAAAAGUCAAGGGGUCUGCAUACUUUCCGAAUGCACUGUAUGUCUGGACCUCCUAUCGAUAUUUGUCUGGGGUACACGUAGUUUGAGGGUCAGGAGAAGUUCAGAGGUGUCAAGGUUCAAGCAAACAUCAGUCUAAGAGACCUUGAUACAUUUUUAUUUUUAUACUUUUUCUUCAUUGUAGAUGCAGCCAAUAGCAUUUCUUGCACUCCCAUCAUGCCCUUUGUUGACUUCUAUAACCUCACACUGGACCACACUGACUUCAUGGAGGAUUAUCGCACAUGGCAGACUCAGGGAAACUUUACCAGGUGAGGCAGGACAAUAUUAUCAGAGCAAAGCUUAUGUUGACCAGUGCUGUUCAAUUCUGCCCAUAACCCUUGUUGUUAUGAUUCCUGUGUUUCCCUGUAAAUAAAUGGAGCUCCCUCUUGUGCCAGUUUUCAGCUUUAUAACAACAGAUUGAUUGUUUAUGAUAUAAGAUUGCAACAUCAGAUACACUAUAUAUACAAAAGUAUGUGGACACCCCUUCAAAUUUCGGCUAUUUCACCCACACCCAUUGCUGACAGGUGUAUAAAAUCAAGCACACAGCCAUGCAAUCUCCAUAGACAAACAUUGGCAGUAGAAUGGCCUUAAUGAAGAGUUCAGUGACUUUUAACGUGUCACCGUCAUUGGAUGGCACCUUUCCAACAAGUCAGUUCGUCAAAUUUCUGCCCUGCUAGAGUUGCCCGGUCGACUAUAAGUGCUGUUAUUGUGAAGUGGAAACUUCUAGGAGCAACAAUGGCUCAGCUGCGAAGUGGUAGGCCACAGAAGAUCACAGAACGGGACCGCCAAAUGCUGAAGCAUGUAGCGCGUAAAAAUCGUCUGUCCUCAGUUGCAACACUCACUACCGAGUUCCAAACUGCCUCUGGAAGCAACGUCAGCACAAUAACUGUUCGUCAGGAGCUUCAUGAAAUGGGUUUCCAUGGCCGAGCAGCCGCACACAAGCCUAAAAUCACCAUGCGCAAUGCCAAGUGUUGGCUGGAGUGGUGUAAAGCUUGCCGCCAUUGGACUCUGGAGCAGUGGAAACACAUUCUCUGGAGUGAGGAAUCACGGUUCACCCUCUGGCAGUCAGACUGACUAAUCUGGGUUUGGCGGAUGCUAGGAGAAAGCUACCUGCCCGAAUGCAUACUGCCAACUGUAAAGUUUGGUGGAGGAGGAAUAAUGGUCUGUGGCGGUUUUUCAUGGUUUGGGCUAGGCCCCUUUGUUCCAGUGGAGGGAAAUCUUAACGCUACAGCAUAAAAUGACAUUCUAGACAAUUCUGUGCUUCCAACUUUGUGGCAACAGUUUGGGGAAGGCCCUUUCCUGUUUCUGCAUGACAAUGCCCCCGUGCACAAAGCAAAGUCCAUAGAGAAAUGGUUUUGUCGAGAUCCGUGUGGAAGAUCUUGACUGGCCUGCACAGAGCCCUGACCUCAACCCCGUUGAACACCUUUGGGAUUAAUUGGAACGCUGACUGCGAGACAGGCCUAAUCGCCCAACAUCUGUGCCCGACCUCACUAAUGCUCUUGUGGCUAAAUGGAAGCCAGUUCCCGCAGCAAUGUUCCAACAUCUAGUGAAAUGCCUUCCCAGAAGAGUGGAGGCUGUUAUAGCAGCAAAGGGGGACCAACUCCAUAUUAAUGCCCAUGAUUUUGGAAUGAGAUGUUCGACGAGCAGGUGUCCACAUACUUUCGGUCAUGUAGUGUAUAUUUCAAACCCAGACAUAUCAUAGCAUCCAGCUACGAUACAAUCUCCAAUGAGUAUCAUACACCAAGAGAACACAAUCCCUGAUUAAACCAAAACAUUCUUUCCAUGUGAUAAGUUAUGAUAACCAAACAUCCCCGUUCCUACCGGUUCCUCCCCAUCCACAGGUUUACAUUCUGCCAGUUCCCCUUCAUUCUAUCCACGGUGGUGAAGAAGGCAAUCAUCCAGAAGGACUCGGAGCAGCAGAUGAUCAGCAUGGCCAGGGUGAGACAGAGGUCACUGCUCACAUAGGUCCUUGUCGUCCAUCUAUGACAGUGUCAUUGUAUUGCAAGACAGCACAGACAGUGCCUCACAGUCUCAGUCUAACCCUUACCCUUCUGUAUGUACACUACCGUUCAAAGGUUUGGGGUCACUUAGAAAUGUCCUUGUUUUUUCCAUGAAGACAUACAUGAAAUGAGUUUGAAUAGGAAAUAUAGCCAAAUGAAUAGGAAAUGUAGUCGAAAUAAUUAUUUUUAAUUUAAAUAAUAAUUGUGUCCUUCAAACUUUGCUUUUGUCAAAGAAUCCUCCAUUUGCAGCAAUUACAGCCUUGCAGAGCUUUGGCAUUCUAGUUGUCAAUUUGUUGAGGUAAUCUGAAGAGAUUUCACCUCAUGCUUCCGGAAGCACCUCCCACAAGUUGGAUUGGCUUGAUGGGCACUUCUUACGUACCAUACGGUCAAGCUGCUCCCACAACAGCUCAAUAGGGUUGAGAUCCAGUGACUGUGCUGGCCACUCCAUUAUAGACAGAAUACCAGCUGACUGCUUCUUCCCUAAAUAGUUAUUGCAUAGUUUGGAGUUGUGCUUUGGGUCAUUGUCCUGUUGUAGGAGGAAAUUGGCUCCAAUCAAGCGCCGUCCACAGGGUAUGGCAUGGCGUUGCAAAAUGGAGUGAAAGCCUUCCUUCUUCAAGAUCCCCUUUACCCUGUACAUAUCUCCCACUUUACCACCACCAAAGCACCCCCAGACCAUCACAUUGCCUCCACCAUGCUUGACAGAUGGCAUCAAGCACUCCUCCAGCAUGUUUUCAUUUGGUCUGCGUCUCACAAAUGUUCUUCUUUGUGAUCCGAACACCUCAAACUUCGAUUCGUCUGUCCAUAACACUUUUGUCCAAUCUUCCUCUGUCCAGUGUCUGUGUUCUUUUGCCCAUCUUAAUCUUUUCUUUUUAUUGGCCAGUCUGAGAUAUGGCUUUUUCUUUGCAACUCUGCCUAGAAGGUCAGCAUCCCGUAGUCGCCUCUUCAUUGUUGACGUUGAGACUGGUGUUUUGCGGGUACUAUUUAAUGAAGCUGCCAGUUGAAGACCUGUGAGGCGUCUGUUUCUCAAACUAGACACUCUAAUGUAUUUGUCCUCUUUCUCAGUUGUGCACCGGGGCCUCCCACUCCUCUUUCUAUUCUGGUUAGAGCCAGUUUGCGCUAUUCUGUGAAGGGAGUAGUACACAGCGUUGUACGAGAUCUUCAGUUUCUUGGCAAUUUCUCGCAUGGAAUAGCCUUCAUUUCUCAGAACAAGAAUAGACUGAUGAGUUUCAGAAGAACAUUCUUUGUUUCUGGCCAUUUUGAGCCUGUAAUCGAACCCACAAUUGCUGAUGCUCCAGAUACUCAACUAGUCUCAAGAAGGCCAGAUUUAUUGCUUCUUUAAUCAGCACAACAGUUUUCAGCUGUGCUAACAUAAUUACAAAAGGGUUUUCUAAUGAUCAAUUAGCCUUUUAAAAUGAUAAACAUGGAUUAGCAAACACAAUGUGCCAUUGGAACACAGGACUGAUGGUUGCUGAUAAUGGGCCUCUGUACGCCUAUGUAGAUAUUCCAUAAAAAAUCAGCCGUUUCCAGCUACAAUAGCCAUUUACAACAUUAACAAUGUCUACACUGUAUUUCUGAUCAAUUUGAUGUUACUUUAAUGGGCAAAAAAAAUUGCUUUUCUUUCGAAAACAAGGAAAGUUACCCCAAACCUUUGAACGGUAGUGUAUACAGUAUGUAUAUAUACAGUUGAAGUUGGAAGUUUACUUACACCUUAGCCAAAUACAUUUAAACUCAGGUUUUCACAAUUCCUGACAUUUAAUCCUAGUAAAAAUUCCCAGUCUUAGGUCAGUUAGGAUCACCACUUUAUUUUAAGAAUGUGAAAUGUCAGAAUAAUAGCAGAGAGAAUGAUUUAUUUCAGCUUUUAUUUCUUUCAUCACAUUCCCCGUGGGUCAGAAGUUUACAUACACUCAAUUUGUAUUUGGUAGCAUUGCCUUUAAAUUGUUUAACUUGGGUCAAACGUUUCGGGUAGCCUUCCACAAGCUUCCCACAAUAAGUUGGGUGAAUUUUGGCCCAUUCCUCCUGACAGAGCUGGUGUAACUGAGUCAGGUUUGUUGUAGGCCUCCUUGUUUGCACACGCUUUUUCAGUUCUGCCCACACAUUUUCUAUAGGAUUGAGGUCAGGGCUUUUUUUUCAUUUUUUUUUUCACCUUUAUUUAACUAGGUAAGCCAGUUGAGAACAAAUUCUCAUUUACAACUGCGACCUGGCCAAGAUAAAGCAAAGCAGUGCGAUAAAAACAACAACACAGAGUUACAUAUGGGGUAAAACAAAACAUAAAGUCAAAAAUACAACAGAAAAUAUAUAUACAGUGUGUGCAAAUGUAGCAAGUUAUGGAGGUAAGGCAAUAAAUAGGCUAUAGUGCAAAAUAAUUACAAUUAGUAUUAACACUGGAAUGAUAGAUGUGCAAGAGAUGAUGUGCAAAUAGAGAUACUGGGUUGCAAAUGAGCAAAAUAAAUAACAAUAUAGGGAUGAGGUAGUUGGGCGGGCUAAUUUCAGAUGGGCUGUGUACAGGUGCAAUGAUCGGUAAGGUGCUCUGACAACUGAUGCUUAAAGUUAGUGAGGGAGAUAAGUGUCUCCAGCUUCAGAGAUUUUUGCAAUUUGUUCCAGUCAUUGGCAGCAGAGAACUGGAAGGAAUGGCGGCCAAAGGAGGUGUUGGCUUUGGGGAUGACCAGUGAGAUAUACCUGCUGGAGCGCAUACUACGGGUGGGUGUUGCUAUGGUGACCAAUGAGCUAAGAUAAGGCGGGGAUUUGCCUAGCAGUGAUUUAUAGAUGGCCUGGAGCCAGUUGGUUUGGCGACGAAUAUGUAGUGAGGACCGGCCAACAAGAGCAUACAGGUCACAGUGGUGGGUAGUAUAUGGGGCUUUGGAGACAAAACGGAUGGCACUGUGAUAGACUACAUCCAAUUUGCUGAGUAGAGUGUUGGAGGCUAUUUUGUAAAUGACAUCGCCGAAGUCAAGGAUCGGUAGGAUAGUCAGUUUUACGAGGGCAUGUUUGGCAGCAUGAGUGAAGGAGGCUUUGUUGCGAAAUAGGAAGCCGAUUCUAGAUUUAACUUUGGAUUGGAGAUUCUUAAUGUGAGUCUGUAAGGAGAGUUUACAGUCUAACCAGACACCUAGGUAUUUGUAGUUGUCCACAUACUCUAGGUCAGACCCGUCUAGAGUAGUGAUUCUAGUCGGGUGGCGGGUGCCAGCAGCAUUCGAUUGAAGAGCAUGCAUUUAGUUUUACUAGUGUUUAAGAGCAGUUGGAGGCUACUGAAGGAGUGUUGUAUGGCAUUGAAGCUCGUUUGGAGGUUUGUUAACACAGUCCAAUGAAGGGCCAGAUGUAUACAAAAUGGUGUCGUCUGCAUAGAGGUGGAUCUGAGAGUCACCAGCAGCAAGAGCAACAUCAUUGAUAUACACAGAGAAAAGAGUCGGCCCAAGAAUUGAACCCUGUGGCACCCCCAUAGAGACUGCCAUAGGUCCAGACAACAGGCCCUCCGAUUUGACACAUUGAACUCUAUCUGAGAAGUAGUUGGUGAACCAGGCGAGGCAGGCUUUGUGAUGGCCACUCCAAUACCUUGACUGUGUUGUCCUUAAGCCAUUUUCCACAACUUUGGAAGUAUGCUUGGGGUCAUUGUCCAUUUGGAAGACCCAUUUGCGACCAAGCUUUAACUUCCUGACUGAUGUCUUGAGAUGUUGCUUCAAUAUAUCCACAUAAUUUUCCUUCCUCAUGAUGCCAUCUAUUUUGUGAAGUGCACCAGACCCUCCUGCAGAAAAGCACCCCCACAGCAUGAUUCUGCCACCCCCGUGCUUCACGGUUGGGAUGGUGUUCUUCGGCUUGCAAGCGUCCCCCUUUUUCCUCCAGACAUAACGAUGGUAAUUAUCGCCAAACAGUUCUAUUUUUGUUUCAUCAGACCAGAGGACAAAGUACGAUCUUUGUCCCCAUGUGCAGUUGCAAACCGUAGUCUGGCUUUUUUAUGCCGGUUUUGGAGCAGUGGAUUCUUCCUUGCUGAGCGGCCUUUCAGGUUAUGUCGAUAUAGGACUCGUUUACUGUGGAUAUAGAUACUUUUGUACCUGUUUCCUCCAGCAUCUUCACAAGGUUCUUUAGUGUUGUUCUGGGAUUGAUUUGCACUUCUCGCACCAAAGUACGUUCAUCUCUAGGAGACAGAACGCGUCUCCUUCCUGAGUGGUAUGACGGCUGCGUGGUCCUAUGGUGUUUAUACUUGCGUACUAUUGUUUGUACAGAUGAACGUGGUACCUUCAGGCGUUUGAAAAUUGCUCCCAAUGAUGAACCAGACUUGUGGAAGUCUUGGCUGAUUUCUUUUCAUUUUCCCAUGAUGUCAAGCAAAGAAGCACUGAGUUUGAAGGUAGGCCUUGAAAUACAUCCACAGGUACACCUCCAAUUGACUCAAAUGAUGUCAAUUAGCCUAUCAGAAGCUUCUAAAGCCAUGACAUCAUUUUCUGGAAUUUUCCAAGCUGUUUAAAGGCACAGUCAACUUAGUGUAUGUAAACUUCUGACCCACUGGAAUUGUGAUACAGUGAAUUAUAAGUGAAAUAAUCUGUCUGUAAACAAUUGUUGGAAAAAUUACUUGUGUCAUGCACAAAGUAGAUGUCCUAACCGACUUGCCAAAACUAUUGUUUGUUAACAAGAAAUUUGUGGAGUGGUUGAAAAAUGAGUUUUAAUGACUCCAACCUAAGUGUUUGUAAACUUCCGACUUCAACUGUAUAUAUAUAUAUAAUAUUAUUAUUACUAUUAUUAUUAUUAUUUUAUAUAAUUGAAAUUUGUUGGACCCAGAGUUUUUCCCAGUCAGGUCUUGUAGUCAGGAAUAACCCAGAUCUAUAAGUAUACAAUAUUUACAGUGUGUAUCUCACGGCAUCAGCCUGAAAACAUACACUCUCCCACUCUGACAGCAAGCAGUGGUCUAAUGCCAACAGCAUGUACUGUGGGAGCAACUGCAAAUAAAGAGUGCCUCUUGUAAUUUAUUGCAGCAAAGCCUAGUGGACAAAGUGUCUCGCAGACAGCGAGUUGACAUGAGCCUGCUGUUUCUCAACAUCAAAGUCAGGCGGCCGCAGCUGGUCAGUGACUCACUGGAUGAGGUAAUACCAUCUCCCAUCUAAAUCUGGGCACAUUACACACAGACACACAAAAGCAUUACUUAAGAAGACAGCCCAACCCUGGUAGAGUGGCUUGAUAGCUAUUUCUGUUAUUGUGUUUUUGAAUCACACAAGAGCCAAUUAAUUUGCAGCAGUUGUUUCACUGUUUUCAAUGCAGUGCAUUUCAAAACUGAAACAUCCAAGAUAUGUACACUGCUCAAAAAAAUAAAGGGAAUACUUAAACAACACAAUGUAACUCCAAGUCAAUCACACUUCUGUGAAAUCAAACUGUCCACUUAGGAAGCAACACUGAUUGACAAUACAUUUCACAUGCUGUUGUGCAAAUGGAAUAGACAACAGGUGGAAAUUAUAGGCAAUUAGCAAGACAUCCCCAAUAAAGGACUGGUUUUGCAGGUGGUGACCACAGACCACUUCUCAGUUCCUAUGCUUCCUGGCUGAUGUUUUGGUCACUUUUGAAUGCUGGCGGUGCUUUCACUCUAGUGGUAGCAUGAGACAGAGUCUACAACCCACACAAGUGGCUCAGGUAGUGCAGCUCAUCCAGGAUGGCACAUCAAUGCGAGCUGUGGCAAGAAGGUUUGCUGUGUCUGUCAGUGUAGUGUCCAGAGCAUGGAGGCGCUACCAGGAGACAGGCCAGUACAUCAGGAGACGUGGAGGAGGCCGUAGGAGGGCAACAACCCAGCAGCAGGACUGCUACCUCCACCUUUAUGCAAGGAGGAGCAGGAGGAGCACUGCCAGAGCCCUGCAAAAUGACCUCCAGCAGGCCACAAAUGUGCAUGUGUCUGCUCAAACGGUCAGAAACAGACUCCAUGAGGGUGGUAUGAGGGCCCGACGUCCACAGGUGGGGGUUGUGCUUACAGCCCAACACCGUGCAGGACGUUUGGCAUUUGCCAGAGAACACCAAGAUUGGCAAAUUCACCACUGGCGCCCUGUGCUCUUCACAGAUGAAAGCAGGUUCACACUGUGGAGAACGUUCUGCUGCCUGCAACAUCCUCCAGCAUGACCGGUUUGGCGGUGGGUCAGUCAUGGUGUGGGGUGGCAUUUCUUUGGGGGGCCGCACAGCCCUCCAAGUGCUCGCCAGAGGUAUCCUGACUGCCAUUAGGUACCGAGAUGAGAUCCUCAGACCCCUUGUGAGACCAUAUGCUGGUGCGGUUGGCCCUGGGUUCCUCCUAAUGCAAGACAAUGCUAGACCUCAUGUGGCUGGAGUGUGUCAGCAGUUCCUGCAAGAGGAAGGCAUUGAUGCUAUGGACUGGCCCGCCCGUUCCCCAGACCUGAAUCCAAUUGAGCACAUCUGGGACAUCAUGUCUCGCUCCAUCCACCAAUGCCACGUUGCACCAAAGACUGUCCAGGAGUUGGCGGAUGCUUUAGUCCAGGUCUGGGAGGAGAUCCCUCAGGAGACCAUCUGCCACCUCAUCAGGAGCAUGCCCAGGCGUUGUAGGGAGGUCAUACAGGCACGUGGAGGCCACACACACGUCAUUUUGACUUGUUUUAAGGACAUUACAUCAAAGUUGGAUCAGCCUGUAGUGUGGUUUUCCACUUUAAUUUUGAGGGUGACUCCAAAUCCAGACCUCCAUGGGUUGAUACAUUUGAUUUCCAUUGAUAAUUUUUGUGUGAUUUUGUUGUCAGCACAUUCAACUAUGUAAAGAAACAAGUAUUUAAUAAGAUUAUUUCAUUAAUUCAGAUCUAGGAUGUGUUAUUUUAGUGUUCCCUUUAUUCUUUUGAGCAGUGUAUAAGUUAAGACAUGCAGCAUGCCUAGGUCUGAUGAGUUCAAGAAAGUUGGCCACAGCUUAACUUGUUCUCUUGCUUUUAGCUUGCUAGAAACCGUGCAGACUUGAAGAAGAAGCUGAAAGUGACGUUUGUGGGGGAGGCUGGUUUAGACAUGGGCGGUCUGACCAAGGAGUGGUUUCUCCUUCUCAUCCGACAGAUCUUUCAUACAGACUACGGUGAGACAUAUGGGACAAACAGAUCAGGCAUAUGUGUUGCUCUGAGCCAUAGAGAUACAGAUGUUACAGCUGUUUUGUUUGCAACAAUAAUAUGUUUCUCCAUAGAUAACAGUAUAAGAUUAUGGGAGUUACUUCUCCUUUAGCCCUAGCUCUCUAUAUCUCAUCCUAAAGUUUCAACAAGUACCCAGACUAAGAAUGUUGACCUAGCCAUAAAUUAAGAAAAAAACUCAAACGUGUUCAUGUUCUGGGCCAUAUAGCACUGCAAUAAUAGAUAACCAUUCAAUUACAGUAACUCCCAUUUAGUCUGGGACCUAGCAGUCCAAAAAGGAAAUUCCCAUGUACUCUAUUCUGGGCCGGAGUUGUGUUUAAGCAGAGUUUAUUUGUGUCUACUCUCUGAAGGCAUGUUUACAUUCUUCAAGGAUUCCCACUGUCACUGGUUCAGCAGCUGGAAGUGUGACAACUACUCUGAGUUCCGAUUGGUCGGAGCCGUAUCCUUUUGUACAAUACCGUGAUUUAUGGUACCAUGUAGCCUGUGGUGAACUGGAAACAGAUUCUCAACGUACAGCAGCAGUCCUCAUGUUGUACCCUUUAACUGGUGCCUGGAGUUUUAGUCAGGUCACAUAGCACAACCAAAUAACUUGGAUUGCAGUUAGUUGAGAUUACAUUAAAGUACAUGGUGCAAGUGAUCAAUGCCGUUUGAGAUUUUGUGCAGAUUAUUAUAGCAAUUGUAAAUAUUUCCACAGACCUGAGACCCUGAAUGCUUUCUAUGAUUACAUAAGAAUACAUUUAUUGUUACAGGAACCUCAAAAUGUGGCCAUGGAUGUGUUACUCAUUUUAAGGUUGAAAUACUGUUAUAUUAGUUUGUAAGAUAGCCUUAACAUUAGGCUAUUUACUGUCUUAUAAAAGUAAUAUUGAAUUGUGUUUGGUUGACAACGCAACCAAAUAUCAACAUUUAAAGGAGUUGUACGGUAUCUGCUGCAUGGAUAGUUCCAUCUGAGCCACUGGCUUAAUCCUAUUCUUUAACAUCUCAACCAAAAAUAAAAGUUAAAGAAUAUAAUUAAAUCAAAUCAAACUGUAUUAAACAUUUGCUUUGAUUUGAUUUAGUCCUAUUCUUUAACAUAGAUUUUUGAUUGAGAUGGAGACGUGAAUCCAACAUAUAAUUUGUUAACUUGUCGACAAGUUAAUAGGUUAUUUACCGUAUUGCAAAAGUGAUAUGGAAUUGUGUUUGGUUGUCAACUCAACUAAAUAUCAACUUUUGAAGGAGAUAUAUCUUCUGCUUGGAUAGCUCCAUCUGUGCCACUGAGUCUGGCUUUAAUUCCAGUCUGUCUACAAAUUAAUAAUUUAUAUUUUGGAUUCACGUCUCCAUUUCAACCAAAAAGCGAAGUUAAAGAAUAGGACUAAAUCAAAUCAAAGCAAACUUUAAACAGUUUGAUUUGAUUUAAUUAUAUUCUUUAACUUACAUUUUUGGUUGAGAUGGAGACGUGAAUCCAACAUAUUUAUUAUUAACUUGUAGAUUCCAUUUGAAAGGCCUAAAUAGCAUCAUUGAUGAUAUAUGAUUGAUAAAGUAUGGUUACAUUUAAUUUGCUCUGUUGAACCUACCCUUUGGAAUGACUUCGAUAGCAACAGUGAAUCUAUUAAGCAGAGAUUUCUCAAAAAUCUUUCUCAUGAUAGUACAUUGUUAAUAGUCAGUGACAAAUAUCAAAGCUAAGCAGCGCUGGGCUUGGUUAUAACCCUGGAUGGGAGACCAAAUUAAUAGAUGUAGAUAGAUCAACUCUCCAGUAGUAGGUGAAGAUCUGACGUUUCAAAUGUACAAAUUCAACAUAUUUUAUACAAGGUUUGUCUAUGUUGAAAAUUGGUUAUGAUGACAUAAUCCUGUGGUUGAAAUUUUACCCUCAAAACAACAGUUUACUACGUUGAUGACUUUUUUUGAAUCCAAUGUAUUUUCCACGUAGAUUCCACAUCACAAUACGUUGACAAAUUACAAUGAAACAACAUUAAUUUAACCAUUUUGUUCCCAGUGGGUAGUUACAGUGCAUUCGGAAAGUAUUCAGACCCCUUCCCUUUUUCCACAUUUUGUUACGUUACAGCCUUAUUCUAAAAUUGAUUAAAUAAAAACAUUUCCUCAUUAAUCUACAAACAAUAGCCCAUAAUAACAAAGCGAAAACUGGUUUUUAGAACAUUUUGCAAAAACAGAAAUACCUUAUUUACAUAACUAUUCAGACCCUUUGCUAUGAGACUCGAAAUUGAGCUAAGGUGCAUCCUGUUUCCAUUGAUCAUCCUUGAGAUGUUUCUACAACUUGAUUGGAGUCCACCUGUGGUAAAUUCAAUUGUUUGGACAUGAUUUGGAAAGGCACACACCUGUCUAUAUAAGCUCCCACAGUUGACAGUGCAUGUCAGAGCAAAAACCAAGCCAUGAGGUCGAAGGAAUUGUCCGUAGAGCUCCGAGACAGGGUUGUGUCGAGGCACAGAUCUUGGGGAAGGGUAACAAAACAUUUCUGCAGCAUUGAAGGUCCCCAAGAAUGCAGUGGCCUCCAUCAUUCUUAAAUGGAAGAAGUUUGGAACCACCAAGACUCUUCCUAGAGUUGGCCACCCGGCCAAACUGAGCAAUCGGGGGAGAAGGGCCUUGGUCAGGGAGGUGACCAAGAACCCGAUGGUCACUCCUCAGUAAAAGGCACAUGACAGCCCGCUUGGAGUUUGCCAAAAGGCACCUAAAUGACUCUCAGACCAAGAGAAACAAGAUUCUCUGAUCUGAUGAAACCAAGGUUGAACUCUUUGGCCUGAAUGUCAAGCGUCACGUCUGGAGGAAACCUGGCACCAUACCUACGGUGAAGCAUGGUGGUGGCAGCAUCAUGCUGUGGAGAUGUUUUUCAGCGGCAGGGACUGGGAGUCUAGUCAGGAUCGAGGGAAAGAUGAACGGAGCAAAGUACAGAGAGAUCCAGAGCGCCCAGGACCUCAGACUGGGGCGAAGGUUCACUUUCCAACAGGACAACGACCGUAAGGACACAGCCAAGACAACGCAGGAGUGGCUUCGGGACAAGUCUCUGAAUGUCCUUGAGUGGCCCAGCCAGAGCCCGGACUUGAACCUGAUCUAACAUCUCUGGAGAGACCUGAGAAUAGCUGUGCAGCGACGCUCCCCAUUCAACCUGACAGAGCUUGAGAGGAUCUGCAGAGAAGAAUGGGAGAAACUCCCCAAAUACAGGGGUGCCAAGCUUGUAGCGUCAUACCCAAGAAGACUCGAAGGCUGUAUUCGCUGCCAAAGGUGCUUCAACAAAGUACUGGGUACACUGAAGUAGCUAUGUGUCUCUAUCUGAAGCGAAAACCACAGGGAGGGCAGGGUGACGAAAAAUGGCGUGGCACAACGGAGCAAGAGACAAAGAGAGAAAUGGUAAUAGAAACGGAAGGUUUUGUUGUCUUAUUUUGUGAGCUGCAGGUCUGGAGCGGACUGCGUUUCAUCCUCUGCCUGUCAGUUCUCAUGGAAUUUUCCCCAAGCCUUCGCCAAUAUAACUUUAAGCAUUUUUCCAAACUCUAUUUAUCUAUUUAGCAAGCUAGGGAGCUCAUAGAGAGAGCGAGAGAGCUCUGCAGCUCAGCCUCUCCCACAGAAGUUCCAUAUGGACGACACGUGGAGUAAGAUCUGCCAAAAGCAGCUGGUAGCACUUUAGGAGUUCAGGCUCCCUCCAAUUUCAUUCUAAAUGCAUAAUACACCUACUGUUUAUAUUCCCUGUUCAGAUCUGCUACAAGCCAAUAUACAGUACAUGGCAAAAUGCAGUGAUAAUAGAGUAAUGAUUGGGAUCAUUAACACAUGCUGCAGGGUCUGUGAAGCUGAUAUAAAAUGCUGUCAUUGUUACGAAGUAUGGAGAGCUCAGAAGCAGAAUACUGUAGCAAUGAUGUGAAAAGGUUUUCAUCUGAAUGCUAUGCUACAUUAAAUGAAUAUAACUAACCACAUUUUAAUCUGUUCUUCUAGUGGUGUAUAUGAUUAUAACCGUGAGUUAUUUGGUGUUUAAGAUACUUGCUUUCUAUUGUAAAGGAUCUGCUGCUUUCUAUACAGACUUUGUUACACACUUAACUGUAUGUGUGUCAGCUCAUGGGCCUGGCCGUGUACAACAGCAUCACCCUGGACAUCCGCUUCCCCCCCUGUGUCUACAAGAAGCUGCUGACCCCGCCCGUGGUGCCGUGUGACCCCGAUACCCCCGUUGGCAUGGCGACCCUCACCCUGGACGACCUGCAGCAGGUCAUGCCUGUAUGUACACAACACAAGCUAUGACUCAGCUGUCUUAGUUACCCUCUCUCACUGGCAUUCUUUCCAAUUACACUGCACUCUUCUUGUAAGGAUCACAAGUACAAGAAUAUUGCUUGCAGUGGUCAAAAACCAUGGGAAAGUAACAUUUUUGUACUUGCAAAGUACUCCGCUUUUCAAUUAUAAUAAUUUAUACAAUCAAAUUAAUGGAUGUGAUGCUUAUGAGAGGACUGCCCUGUUUUAGAAAGGUUAACAUUGUCUCUGAAGGGUAUAGUGUUGAUCGGUAUAUGAAUAUGGCUGGUUGAAUCAAUGUUGUUUCCACUUAGUUUUCAAUGAAAUGACGUUGAACCAACGUGGAAUAAACGUUCAAUUGAUGUCUGUACCUAGUGGGGGAUGUAUGGUUGCUAGACUAAGAUGUUAUAUAGACUGUGUUAGAAUUAACUGCAAUAUGCUAUUGUUCCUACUUAUAGCUAAAUGUACAGGAAUACAUGCAAUAAACAUAAAUAAUGUACUUCUAAUUAUGGGAGUCAUAGUGCAUACAUUGCACUAUUGAUGCAUGGGAUCUAAGGAAAUGCUUGUGCGUCACAGGAGUGUGAAAUAAUCAACCAGGUUCACACUCCAUACAGUCCCAGAGUCUCACCCUGCCACCAGUCUAAUUAUAACAGUAUGGCUGCAGCCAAGGUGAGAUGGCACUGAGCUGCAGCUGCAGCUAGGUCUCAGAGGUGUCAUUACUCCCAUCAUCACCUCAGACACACCAGUGAUAGAUCCCUGCCCAUAGAUGUCACACAUAGCAGCCCAACACUGCUUAUUAAGAUCUCCUGGUGAAGGCAGCUUUUUUAUUGAACAGGAAGAUUCAAGGAUGCCAGGCUAGCUGUAGUUUGUUACCUGUCUAGGAGGAGAGAUGGAGAGGAGAGAUACAGUUCACGUGACAUAACAUGCUUUUCUUUAUCUUUUUUGAUGAACUGCAAAUUAAUAUUCUGCAAUUGCCGUCAAAGUUAUGCUUUGUUGAUAUAAUAUUUCCUUAUAUCAUCCUGUAGUUCCUCAUAUGUUGAUUUUUCAUUUGCUAGUCAGUGAUUGACAUUUUCCAAUAUUCACCAGCAGAGGGCUGUUAAGCCUAACUUUUGCACAUCGCCACUUGCAUGUUUGAACUCUACAAAUUCAAAAGAACAAACCAAAUGUAUGUUAAUCAUAUAAAAAUGCUUUAUGCACAUACAAUACAUUACUGUCACUAAGACUAGUAUUUACCUGCUUUUGGUGUAAUUGUAUAGCUUUUUAUGCAGUAUGCAUCUCAUUGCGCUGCGUUUUGUCGAGUCAGCCUUGCUGAGGCCAGAUGUUGUUUUUUACUGGGCAGUUGGCCUUCUCUUUGCUUACAUAACAGCCUCUGGGAGUUUAUUUGGUCCCUGUUGAAUACUUUUUCCUAAAUUGGUGGAGGACAGGGAAAAAGCUACUGCAACUCUUUAAAAAGACAUGCCAGUAGUGCCCAGCACUGACGUCAAACACAUGCAAUUGUUCUUCAAAUGAUUUUGCAUUGUAAAAUGUACUUAAUUUGAUGAGGUAUGGAUUGGAAAAGCAUAAUCGCAGUGAUGUCAUGUACAAUACAUAUAGCAUACAAUGGUUAUUUUGUUUCCUCAAUACGUUUCCUAGAUUGUGUAGUGGCAAAGGCUUUACAUGAUUUUCUUGUUGUUUUGUGUUACAAUGCCAUUACAGUAAUUCAGUAAAGAAAAGUCAGUCAUUAGAUGUCAAUAAUAAAAUGAAGUCAGAUUUUCCUCCAUAAAACAUUCUAUGAACAUAGUGUAAUGUGCUGUAUAGACGUUCCCACCUUGGCACUUUUUCUAUUAGUCCUUCACAGAUUUAGAAGAAGACAUAUACCUCAUAAAUAUUGGUUGCAAUCUAUAUAAAAAGCAAUGCUUAUAGAUUUGGUCUUGUGUUUCAGGAUCUUGCUCAUGGGCUGGCAGAACUUCUCAGCUAUGAAGGCAACGUGGAGGAGGACUUCUGCACAACUUUUCAGGUUGGGAAAACACACUCAUUCUUGUUCACAAUAACACUUUUGAAACAUAAUAUCUUUGACGUCACCAUAAUACAUACUGUCACAGCACAAGGGAAGUGCUCCACUAAUGUGAUGAUCAUUUUAGGUGUCGCAGGAAGAACUAGGUGUGAUGAAGUCCUACAAUCUGAAACCAGGAGGAGAUAAGAUUCCUGUCACCAACCAGAACAGGAAGGGUAAGUGAGGAGUAGACAGACUGCCAAAGACCAGAGAAAAGACAACUGUCCUGCAGUAGCAUGUGAUAUCUAACAGUACACUGUACACUGCCUUUCAGACUAUGUGGCAUUUGUUUGUUCUCUCAUAGUUGAAUGAUUGUUUGAUUAUUCUUGUCUUUGCAGAGUAUGUCCAGCUGUACAUAGAUUUCCUGCUGAAUAAGUCCAUUUACAGGCAGUUUGCUGCCUUCUACUAUGGCUUCCACAGUGUGUGUGCCUCCGACGCUUUGAUGGUAAGAAUGUCAAGACUUUUACUGUCAAAAUGAAUGAAUAAAUUAGUUCUAAUUGGUGUGACCAACUGUAGAAAAACAUUAUGAAUUCCAACUGUCAUUAUAGGUUUUUGGAAUACAGUAUAUCACUAUCACUGAGAAAGUGAGAGGACAUCAUUUAUUGUGCUGCAGUUCAGUGCCAGCUGGUCCUGUUUGAAGUGUCAGGAGCCGAUAGUUUAGUCAACUCUUGUAGAAAGUUCCUGAUUAGGCAACAUAGGGAGUGUGAGGCCCAGAGAGGCAACGAGGAGUGCAGGAUUUGAACCUCAGCUGUGUGUGCACGUGUGAUGUGUGUGUGUGUGUGUACACACACACAACUGUGAGUGCAUGCAUGUGUGUGAGUGAGUCUACUGUUCCUCGCUGCCUGUUCACAGGAGCUCCCCACCCCCUCUCUUGGCACAGGCCUCCUAACGGGGGUGUUGUGUGUGUGCUCUGUCUCCACUCAGUGACCAGAGCUCUUUGGGCCAAAAGGGGGAGGCUCGUAUGAGUGGCCUAUAUAAAGAGUACGUAGGGAACCACAGUGGCAGGGUUGACAUACACCAUGAAUAUCAAUCAGACAGACCACAAAGCUGCUGUAUUGAUGCAGAACCAGCCCAGCUUUAGGGUUAGAUUUGCAUGGUUUAACAUGGGAGGAGCUGGAUCACUCUGGUCGUUGUCAGUUGGUUUCCCAAUAGUUCCUUAACUGUUGCUAGACUCUGUGAGCCCUGUGAGUAUCCUCACUGAUCUGCUGACAGAAACCUAUCAACGUACUGUGUAACUAGCAAGGAGUGAAAUAUAUACAGGUAACUGACAAAAUAAAGGAAACACCAACAUAAAGUGUCUUAAUAGGGCAUUGGGCCACCACGAGCCAGAACAGCUUCAAUGUACCUUGGCAUAGAUUCUACAAGUGUUUGGAACUCUAUUGGAGGAAUGAGACACCGUUCUUCCAUGAGAAAUUCCAUCAUUUGUUGUUUUGUUGAUGGUAGUGAAAAACGCUGUCUCUGGCGCCGCGCCAGAAUUUCCCAUAAGUGUUCAAUUGGGAUGAGAUCUAGUGACUGAGACAGCCAUGGCAUAUGGUUUAAACCUUUUUAAUGCUCAUCAAACCAUUCAGUGAUCACUCGUGUCCUGUGGAUGGGGGCAUUGUCAUCGUAUGGGGGCUCAGCCAUGGUAGCCAAAAUAAUGGCCUGCCCAGCAUUUCUAUUCAUAACCCUAAGCAUGAUGGGAUGUUAAUUGCUUAAUUAACUCAGGAACCAGACCUGUGUGGAAGUACCUGCUAUCGAUAUACUUUGUAUCCCUCAUUUACUCAAGUGUUUCCAUUAUUGGCAAUAUACAUCCAGACUUUUGCCACCUAGGAAAUGUGUGUGAAUGGACCCUUUCAAAUAGUAUUUCAGUACCCCUGGAGUAAUCAAUCAAUUAGAAUCAAUUAAAAUGGACAAGAUUAAAAUAGACUAGGGUACUGCAAUUAACUGUGCAGUGAACUGUCAGAUGAGCUGACAGCAGUGAGCUCAGGGAUGAACAUUUCCCUCAUUGUUUUAUUGCUGUCAUUAGUAUCUGUCUGGACAAGGAUUAUGCUGCACCAGCAAAAACAAAUAUUUUACUGUUCAAUUAUCUGUUUGGUGUACGUGUCAGUGAAUGCCAGAGUUGGUAUUUACUGUACACCACAACCUAACCAACCCCACCACAAACCACAGUUAAACAUUAAUUAUCCUAAAUGCUUUUCCCUUUGCAGCAAGUUUAGCAUGCUGAUUCCAUCCAUUUUGGAUACUGUAGAUAGAAAAGAAACACAAAAAUAGAAACCAGCAAUAUCAUUUUCAACAGCAUACAAUACAAUAUAAUUUGUCACGAUGACUAAACUGAAUGGGGUCUCCAAUUACAAAUUGCCCUGAGCUUUUUCUUUUUGCCUUGAGACUAAAACAGAAAUCCCUGUGUCAAUCUACUUUAUAUGGUCUUCUCAGCUUUUGUUGCACCAGCACUAACAUAUAAUUUUGCCAGUAGUUACAGUGGGGAGAACAAGUAUUUGAUACACUGCCGAUUUUGCAGGUUUUCCUACUUACAAAGCAUGUAGAGGUCUGUCAUUUUUAUCUUAGGUACACUUCAACUGUGAGAGACGGAAUCUAAAACAAAAAUCCAGAAAAUCACAUUGUAUGAUUUUUAAGUAAUUCAUUUGCAUUGUAUUGCAUGACAUAAGUAUUUGAUCACCUACCAACCAGAAAGAAUUCCGGCUCUCACAGACCUGUUAGUUUUUCUUUAAGAAGCCCUCCUGUUCUCCACUCAUUACCUGUAUUAACUGCACCUGUUUGAACUCGUUACCUGUAUAACAGACACCUGUCCACACACUCAAUCAAACAGACUCCAACCUCUCCACAAUGGCCAAGACCAGAGCGCUGUGUAAGGACAUCAGUGUUAAAAUUGUAGACCUGCACAAGGCUGGGAUGGGCUACAGGACAAUAGGCAAGCAGCUUGGUGAGAAGGCAACAACUGUUGGCGCAAUUAUUAGAAAAUGGAAGAAGUUCAAGAUGACGGUCAAUCACCCUCAGUCUGGGGCUCCAUGCAAGAUCUCACCUCGUAGGGCAUCGAUGAUCAUGAGGAAGGUGAGGGAUCAGCCCAGAACUACACGGCAGGACCUGGUCAAUGACCUGAAGAGAGCUGGGACCACAGUCUCAAAGAAAACCAUUAGUAACACACUACGCCGUCAUGGAUUAAAAUCCUGAAGCGCACGCAAGGUCCCCCUGCUCAAGCCAGCGCAUGUCCAGGCCCGUCUGAAGUUUGCCAAUGACCAUCUGGAUGAUCCAGAGGAGGAAUGGGAGAAGGUCAUGUGGUCUGAUGAGACAAAAAUAGAGCUUUUUGGUCUAAACUCCACUCGCCGUGUUUGGAGGAAGAAGAAGGAUGAGUACAACCCUAGAACACCAUCCCAACCGUGAAGCAUGGAGGUGGAAAAAUCAUUCUUUGGGGAUGCUUUUCUGCAAAGGGGACAGGACGACUGCACCGUAUUGAUGGGAGGAUGGAAGGGGCCAUGUAUCGCGAGAUCUUGGCCAACAACCUCCUUCCCUCAGUAAGAGCAUUGAAGAUGGGCCGUGGCUGGGUCUUCCAGCAUGACAACGACCCGAUACACACAGCCAGGGCAACUAAGGAGUGGCUCCGUAAGAAGCAUCUCAAGGUCCUGGAGUGGCCUAGCCAGUCUCCAGACCUGAACCCAAUAGAAAAUCUUUGGAGGGAGCUGAAAGUCCGUAUUGCCCAGCGACAGCCCCGAAACCUGAAGGAUCUGGAGAAGGUCUGUAUGGAGGAGUGGGCUAAAAUCCCUGCUGCAGUGUGUGCAAACCUGGUCAAGACCUACAGGAAACGUAUGAUCUCUGUAAUUGCAAACAAAGGUUUCUGUACCAAAUAUUAAGUUAUGCUUUUCUGAUGUAUCAAAUACUUAUGUCAUGCAAUAAAAUGCAAAUGAAUUACUUAAAAAUCAUACAAUGUGAUUUUCUGGAUUUUCUCUCACAGUUGAAGUGUACCUAUGAUAAAAAUUACAGACCUCUACAUGCUUUGUAAGUAGGAAAACCUGCAAAAUCGGCAGUGUAUCAAAUACUUGUUCUCCCCACUGUAGAUAUGUGCAGACCUGGUUCUAUUUUUAGUUCUAGUAGUGCUAUCUACAAAUGUAGGAUCUACAUUUGAUCAACCUGUUGCAGGAGAACUUUCCUGCAAUGCAGGACAUUUAAAAACUUGAAGUGUAUUUGAGGUUUAAAAAGGCAUCUGAAGUUUAUAAUUUCCACUUAAAAAUGUCAGACUUGAUUUUCCAUUACAAAAAAUGUAUCAACCCCUACAAACAUAUCCAUAAAUUAUCAUCCACAUAAUAAUUCACAUUUCCUGUUGCUGCAGGAUUAUUUUGCUGCUGUAGCAAACUGGCUCAAAUUAAGAUCCUACAUCUGUAUUAGUCCACUCAGUUCUUGCAAAUCGGGAGAUUUUCCCUCUUUGCUUUCCAAGGCAGUGUUUUCUCAUAUAAACAGGCUCAUACUAUACAUGUAUGUUCAUGCUGGUCAAUGAUAGUGUGACAGUGGGAUGGAAACAUGUAAUGUACAUGUAGGAAAAGUCAGCUAUAGCCCACCACAUGGCCCCACGACAGCGAAAGCAAUCGACUUUCAAACCAGCCCAUUGUGACAGUUAUGCAACAGUUGUCUACCCUCUCAUUGGUUAUGCAACGCUGCUGUGACAGUUAUAACUCACUGGCUGCCUGGUGGGGUGAGGGAAGAGGGGGUGUGGCAGACAAGGUUUGGAUCGUCCCAGAUUCUUCUGUAACUCUAUAUCCCAGCUGGAUCUUGCCGUUGGCUUGGCUUGCUCUAGCUAGUCACCAGGUUGUAUUUCUGUUUGCACUCCGUGCACUGCCUGACACAGCCGUCUGGGUGUGUUUUGAUAAGGUGGAGUCACGGAUGUGAAGAGUGCAUGGGAGUGAAAGUGGUCAAGGACAGAGUGAUACAGAGAAAAUAUGCAACUAUGUCAAAUAGGGUUUGCAAAAUGAGGACCAAUGUAUCAAGUUAGCAACAGAUUGGAUACUGUAUCUGAUAAAUACAGUUUAGACAGUGUGUGACACGAUGAACCAUGCAUAUGGCACUCUGAUCAUGCACCCCAUGCCCUUACUGUUUAAGUAAACAUUUUUGUGCAGCACUGGUGCAAUGAACAGGGAUUCAUGAUUCAGACUACCAUGGUAGUAACUAAUUGUCUUGUGUCAUGCAGUAGGUUAGUUUUAAAGGGCAACUGCACUUCCUGAUUUGGCCUCGUUUUAUAUUUGGUUCAUUAAUAAGAAAAGCUAGCAAUUAGUUUCAGGCAACUGUGGCAAAGUUGGUUUGACUUUGGAUAGCCUAGCUCUGGGGCUAGUUAGGGACCGUCAAUAAAUUACACAAUGUAAAUGAGACAAUAUUUUCAUGUUGCACACCUUUUAGUUUUCUCAUGAAUUGCUUUCAAUAUUUGUAUAUGAAUUUCUACAAUUUAUAGUUGGUUUGAGGUUUUUAAGUCAUUGAAAUGUGGAGCUAUUGGAUUUUUUAAACAUAUUUUCCAUUUACAUUGUAUAAUUUUACAGAUGGUCCCUAACCAGCCCUAUAGGGAUAUCCAAAGUCAACCCAAAUUGACCACAAGCAUUACGAUCAGGUCGCGUGCAGCUGUACUCCGAAUUGAUGAUUACUUGUGUGCUGCCAGCUGUGGGCAUGUGGGCAGAAUUUAAACCAAACUCAACUUUCAAACUCAACUUUCAUUUACGCUCGUCCAAAACGAGAGUGACUUUAUGACCAGAAUUAUCCUAUUUACACUUUGUAGUCAAUUUUGACAGUAGAAUAACUCUUUCUGACUCAUAUUGAUGCCAACCAGGCUGUUUUGUAAAUGAGAAGUUGGUUUUAAGGGGCAGUUGCUCUUUAAUGGACAAAAUCCCAUCCCACUGGGCACACACUAGUUGAAUCAAAGUUGUUUCCACAUCAUUUCAAUGAAAUGAUGUUGAACCAACGUGGAAUAGACAUUGAAUUGACGUCUGUGCCAAGUAGGAUGGUAGUGACUGGUUGUCUUGUGAAAUCCUGUAGUUUCACUGGAAUCCCAUGUGUCCUGUAGUUUCAUAUCCUGUAGUUUUACUUGUCAGACUACCAUGAUAUUGACUCCUUGUCUUGUCCCUCUUGUUGUAGUUGUUGAGGCCAGAGGAGGUGGAGAUCCUGGUGUGUGGCAGUCCCAACCUGGACAUGAACACUCUGCAGAAGGCAGCACAGUACGAAGGCUAUAGCAAGGCUGAUCCCACCAUCAGGUACUGUAAACCCAUCAUCAUGUCAUUCAUUUUGUAAAAAGGGCCUGAUUUCUCAUAGAUAUUAAAGUAAUAAUCCUGAGUUUCUAAAUGACCAUUGAAGAGCAGGAAAUACCCGAGAUGGUGCAUUUAAAGCAGGGAUGGACAAUGUUGAUGGGGGCCACAAAAAAUCUGAGGGGCCGCAGUUGCUCGCGGGUCUACAUUCCCACAUCCAUACCAACCCCCCCCCCCCCCCCCCACACACACUGUAUAUAUAUAUAUAUAUAUAUAUAUAUAUAUAUAUAUAUAUAUAUAUAGUGCCUUCGGAAAGUAUUCAGACCCCUUGACUUUUUCCACAUUUUGUUACAUUACAGCCUUACUCUAAAAUGGAUGAAAAAAUAAUAAUCCUCAGCAAUCUACACACAAUACCCCAUAAUGACAAAGCGAAAACUGGUUUUUAGACUACAGAAAUAUUUAUUUACAUAAGUAUUCAGCCACUUUACUAUGAGACUCGAAAUUGAGCUCAGGUGCAUCCUGUUUCCAUUGAUCAUCCUUGAGAUGUUUCUACAACUUGAUUGGAGUCCACCAGUGGUAAAUUCAAUUGAUUGGACAUUAUUUGGAAAGGCACACACCUGUCUAUAUAAGGUCCCACAGUGCAUGUCAGAGCAAAAACCAAGCCAUGAGGUCGAAGGAAUUGUCCGUAGAGCUCCGAGACAGGAUUGUGUCGAGGCACAGAUCUUGGGAAGGGUACCAAAAAAUUUCUGCAGCAUUGAAGGUCCCCAAGAACACAGUGGCCUCCAUCAUUCUUAAAUGGAAGAUGUUUGGUACCACCAAGACUCUUCCUAGAGCUGGCCGCCCGGCCAAACUGAGCAAUCGGGGGAGAAUGGACUUGGUCAGGGAGGUGACCAAGAACCUGAUGGUCACUCUGACAGAGCUCUAGAGUUCCUCUGUGGAGAUGGGAGAAACUUCCAGAGGGACGACCAUCUCUGCAGCACUCCACCAAUCAAUCCUUUAUGGUAGAGUGGCCAGAUGGAAGCCACUCCUCAAUAAAAGGCACAUGAUAGCCCGUUGGAGUUUGCCAAAAGGCAGCUAAAGACUCUCAGACCAUGAGAAACAAGAUUCUCUGUUCUGAUUAAACCAAGAUUGAACUCUUUCGCCUGAAUGCCAAGCGUCACGCCUGGAGGAAACCUGGCACUAUCCCUACGGUGAAGCAUGGUGGUGGCAGCAUCAUGCUGUGGGGAUGUUUUUCAGCGGCAGGGACUGUGAGACUAGUCAGGAUCGAGGCAAAGAUGAACGGCGCAAAGUACAGAGAGAUGUAGUCUCUGAAUGUUCUUGAGUGGCCCAGCCAGAGCCCGGACUUGAACCCGAUCGAACAUCUCUGGAGAGACCUGAAAAUAGCUGUGCAGCAACGCUCCCCAUCCAACCUGACAGAGCUUGAGAGGAUCUUCAGAGAAGAAUGGGAGAAACUCCACAAAUAAAGGUGUGCCAAGCUUGUAGUGUCAUACCCAAGAAGACUCGAUGCUGUAAUCGCUGCCAAAGGUGCUUCAACAAAGUACUGAGUAAAGGGUCUGAAAUACUUAUGUAAAUGUGAUAUUACCAUUUCUAAAAACGUGUUUUUGCUUUCUCUUUAUGGGGUAUUGUCUGUGGAUUGAUGAGGGGAAAAAAACAUUUGAUCCAUUUUAGAAUAAGGCUGUAACGUAACAACAGGUGGAAAAAGUCAAGGGGUCUGAAUAGUUUCCGAAGGCACUGUAUAUAUAUUAACAAAAAAAUAUAUGGGGGAUUGGAAAUGAUGCAGCCAAUUACAUUGAUGGACGCUACAAUCUAUCUGCAGUAUUAAAGCUGAUCUACCCCCUCCCCCCUCCCCAAAACGAUUUUACUGAGUUACAGUUCAUAUAAGCAAAUCAGUCAAUUGAAAUAAAUUAAUGAGGCCUUAAUCUAUGGAUUUCACAUGACUGGGCAGGGGCGCCGCCAUGGGUGGGCCUGGGAGGGCAUAGGCCCUCCCAUUUGGGAGCCAGGCCCACCCACUGGGAACCAGGCCCAGCCAAUCAGAAUUAGUUUUUCCACACAAAAGGGCUUUAUUACAGACAGAAAUACUCCUCAGUUUCAUCAGCUGUCCAGGUGGCUGGUGUCAGACGAAUGUGGAGGUCCUGGGCUGGCGUGGUUACAUGUGGUCUGCGGUUGUGAGGCUGGUUAGACGUACUGUCAAAUCCUCUACAAUGCCAUUGGAGGUGGCUUAUGGUAUAGAAAUUAACAUUCAGUUCUCUGGCAACAGCUCUGGUGGACAUUCCUGCAGUCAGCAUGCCAAUUGCACACUCCCUCAAAACUUGAGACAUCUGUGGCAUUGUGUGGUAUGACAAAACUGCACAUUUUAGUGUGGCCUUUUAUUGUCCUCAGCACAAGGUGCACCUGUGUAAUGAUCAUGCUGUUUAAUCAGCUUCUUGAUAUGCCACACCUGUCAGGUGGAUAUGGCAAAGGAGAAAUGCUCACUAACAGCGAUUUAAACACAUUUGUGCACAAAAUAGAGAGAGAGAGAGAAAUAAGUUUUUGUGCAUAUGGAACAUUUAUAGGAUCUUCUAUUUAAACUCAUGAAACAUGGGACCAACACUUUACAUGUUGUGUUUAUAUUUUUGUUCAGUAUACAGUACCAGUCAAAAUGUUAGACACACCUACUCAUUCAAGGGUUUUUACCAAUCUACCAAUAGGUGCCCUUCUUUGCGAGGCAUUUGAAAACCUCCCUGGUCUUUGUGGUUGAAUAUGUGUUAGAAAUUCACUGCUCGAUUGAAGGACCUUAAAGAUAAUUGUAUGUGUGGGGUACAGCAAUGAGGCAGUCAUUCAAAAAUCAUGUUAAACACUAUUUCCAUGCAAUGUAUUAUGUGACUUGUUAAGAACGUUUUUACUCCUGAACAUAUUUAGGGGUGCCAUAACAAAGGGGUUGAAUACUUAUUGACUCAAGACAUUUCAGCUUUUCGUUUUUAAUUAAUUAGUUUAAAAAAAAAUGGAAAACAUAAUUCCACCUUGACAUUAUGGUGUAUUGUGUAUAGGCCAGUGACAAAAACAUCUCAAUUUAAUCCUUUUUAAAUUCAGGCUGUAGCGCAACAAAAUGUGGAAAAAGUCAAGGGGUGAGAAUACUUUCUGAAGGCACUAUAGAUAGAUAGAUAGAUAGAUAGAUAUUUUUUGGGGGGGCGGGGGGGGAUUGAUCUGAGGGCCUUCAAAAGGAGGGCCGCCAGUUGCCCAUCCCUGAUUCAAAUUAAUAAUAGUUGUGCCUAACCCUAAAGUAAUGCACCUAAUGAGUUCAAUUGUCUGUCUCUGUGGUCAGGGCAUUCUGGGACGUGGUGCUGGCCUUCCCUCUGGAGCUCCAGAAGAAGCUGCUACAUUUCUCAACAGGAAGUGACCGCGUCCCCGUGGGAGGAAUGGCCGACCUCAACUUCAAGAUCUCCAAGAUUGAUGCAUCCACCGACUGGUGAGAUACUGCAGAUGUCCUCAGUGUUCUUUCUUAUUCAUUUUAAACAUGUUGAAAAAAGAAGACCCUUUAAUCAGUUGCUAUUGUCCCAUUUGAUUUAGACAGAACAGCAACUGUGAACAAAUGUGAAUUUAUCAUUUACCUUUUCUUCCUCUCCAGGUUGCCUAUAUCUCACACUUGUUUCAACCAGAUCUGCCUGCCACCAUACAAAAAUAAAAAAGAACUGAAGCAGAAGUUAACUAUUGCCAUUUCAAACGCAGAGGGGUUUGGACUGGAGUGAACUCUGAUCUACAAACCACAAUGGUGAAAUUGUAAUUUAUCUUGUUUUAGGGUGUGUACAUUUGGACAUGUUCAGACAUGCUAAUGGUAUACCAGUAAGCUCUCCGCUUCAAAUGUUCUUAGCAAUUAACUUAGCCAAUCUGUUUCUGUAGAAAUAUGAAUGAAAAGUUAUAUUACAAGUAAGCUUUCAGAGCACUUGUGUUUGUGCUCUAAAUACCUUUGCCUUUUGGAUAUCGAAAUGGACAUGGAAAAGGUUCUGCCCAGUCCAGUAACAAUUAAGUAGUUAAUUAAAGUAAGGGAUUUAAUGUAGGUUAGAUUAGGGCUGGUUUGGACUGUGAUAAAAUAGCUAGACAGUCUGUCAGUACUGAGGUGUAGGUUCUUAGUGACAGAGCCCAUCUCUCUUCCUGAACAGAGUCCCUGUACUGUCUCUCUUUGACAAAGGCCUUUUCAGGCCUAAGAUUUAACUAAUUCUGAGGCUGAUGGUAAAUUAUGAACACAGAGAUUGUCUCGUUGGUAUUUAUACUAAUAUAUUUUGUUUUCAGAGGUCUCUGUGGUUUGGAAGAAGUUUCUGUUAUGUUUGUGAGCAGAGUUUUUAGACGACCCUUUCAGGAUGUUUUAAUGUAGAGCCUGAAAGGGAAUCAAGCUUCAUUAGGGUUUAUCAUGUUACAGUAGUUGUGCUGGUAUAUGACUAUUAUUGAUGUGAGAACUUACGGUAUACCUCUUUUGCUCCCCAAUUGUCGGUGAUGCCUCUCGAUACAGAUUACGUCUCUUGAUACUCUUGUUACAAUUGGCAUAUUGUAUGGAGAGGUAUGAAAUAGUUACAAAACACCAAUAAGAUCAUGAUUGAUAUCAAGGCAAAUAAGAGUUCUAUGGACCUCACACACCUGCAGGUUAGAAUGAUAAAACGGGUGUAUGAAUUGUACAGUAUCGGGAACUAUAUAAUUUAAUGCGGUUGUAAAAUGAUCGUUAUUGUAAAGUGACACCUCUUGUGUUGUAGUAGUUAGCUCACUCUCAGGAUGUCCACAUUGCAUGUACUGUACGAUUCUUCUGAAAUGAUGAUCUUGAUAAUAAAAAUGUGGUCCUUGUUAACACAAUGAAAAGGUAAACUGCUUUAUUAUCUAAAAAUUGAAAGUAAGUGGGCGACGGAGAGAAUCAAAAUGGUGCAGUUUGAGGCCAU
This is a messenger RNA of Coregonus sp. 'balchen', 34905 nucleotides long. The record is from the annotation of a GenBank genome assembly. Lineage: Eukaryota; Metazoa; Chordata; Actinopteri; Salmoniformes; Salmonidae.